Messenger RNA from Oryza sativa Japonica Group (Japanese rice), 2951 nucleotides. RefSeq names its product DNA damage-repair/toleration protein DRT100. The record is from RefSeq and is a predicted model, not a curated record. Gene Ontology annotation, molecular function: protein binding. NCBI's taxonomy places the organism in Eukaryota, Viridiplantae, Streptophyta, Magnoliopsida, Poales, Poaceae.
UUUUGCGUUGCGCCCACACAUGUCAUGCGAUCCAACAUGUCCCGCGUCUGCUACGAACGGUAAAAAAUCAAAAUAUUUUCAGAGAACGCUCCGAGGUUGUUUCAGGCUCCCUCCCAUGGCGCAAACACAUGAACACACUAAAUGCUCGCGACGCGAACGCGAGGCUCCUCUUCCCGCUAUAAAUACUCCUCACAGAUCGCACUCGCUUCUCCAAGAAAUCCACACGAAAAAAAAAACAAGAUAAAGCCUUGCAGUUUCUGAAUUCUGAUCAGAGAGUGGCAAUGGCAAUGCAGGUUUCGAAGAAGUCGCGUUUGGCUGCGCCGAGCGCUCUGCUUCUCCUUCUUGUGGUGGCCGCUCUGCUGCCGCCGCCGCGCGCAGAAGCGGGGCACGAUGGCGCCGGCGGCGACGACGAACCGCCUCCGACGCCGUGCUCGCCGGCCGACCGCGCCGCGCUGCUCGGUUUCAAGGCCGGGGUCACCGUCGACACGACGGGGAUCCUCGCGACGUGGGACGGCGGGAACGACUGCUGCGGCGCGUGGGAGGGCGUGUCGUGCGACGCCGCCACGGGGAGGGUCGUCGCGCUGCAGCUGGAGGCGCCGCCGCUGCCGCCGCCGCGGCGGAGCUACAUGGAGGGCGCCCUGUCCGCCUCGCUCGGCGGGCUCGAGUUCCUGGAGACGCUGGUGAUCCGCGACAUGGCGCGGAUCGGCGGCGCCAUCCCGGCGAGCCUGUCGCGGCUGUCGCGCCUCAAGCAGCUCUACCUCGAGGGCAGCAUGCUCGCCGGCGGCGUCCCCGGCAGCGUCCUCAGCGGCAUGGCCUCCCUCCAGUACCUGUCGCUCGCCGGAAACCGGUUCGAGGGGAAGCUGCCGCCGGAGCUCGGGUCACUCCCGGGGCUGGUGCAGAUCAACCUCGCCGGGAAUCGGCUCUCCGGCGAGGUGCCGCCGAGCUACAAGAAUCUCUCCAGGUUGGCGUAUCUCGACCUGAGCAACAACCUCCUCUCCGGUGCAAUUCCGGCGUUCUUUGGGCAGCAGCUCAAGAGCCUGGCCAUGCUUGACCUCAGCAACAACGGCUUCUCCGGCGAGAUUCCGGCGUCGCUGUGCGGCCUACGCAACCUCACUGAUCUCUCCCUGCGCCAUAACAAGCUCACCGGCGUGAUCCCUUCUCAGAUCGGCAGCAUUUCUUCUCUGAAUUCUCUCUCCAUUGACAGCAAUCUGCUCGUAGGCUCGAUCCCAGAGUCACUGUUUGGUCUGCAGAAGCUGUGGAACCUGAACCUGUCAAGAAACGGGUUGUCAGGUUCACUUCCUCCCGGAAUCCGCCAUGGAUUGCCGUCUCUCGUGUCCAUGGACCUCUCUCACAACCAUCUCGUCGGCGGCAUUGAUCACUUCUUCAGAAGCAUAUCACCAGCAAGGAGGCUGACCAAGAAUGCAAGCUCAGACAUGUCAGUGAUCUUUCUUCCUCGGCAACUACAACACCUGGACCUGUCCAAGAACAGUAUCACCGGAGCCUUGCCGGAGUUCGGCGCCGGCGCGAGCUUGAGGUGGCUGGACGUGUCGGGCAAUGCCAUCGGCGGCCAGAUACCAAGCUCGGUGUGGAGGCUGGUCGGGCUCCAGAGGCUGGACAUCUCCCGGAACAAGAUCAGGGGCACCAUCCCGGCAUCCGUGGCGUCGAUGGCGAGCCUCCGGUGGCUGGACAUCUCCGGCAACGCGCUCGUCGGGAGGAUACCGGACAGCUUCGCCCGGAUGGCGAGGCUCCGGCACGCGAGCUUCCGGGGCAACAAGCUGUGCGGCAAGAUACCGCAGGCCAGGCCGUUCAACCUGCUCCCCGCCGCCGCGUACGCCGGCAACCUGUGCCUCUGCGGCAAGCCGCUGCCGCCGUGCAGGCAGAUUUGACCGGCGCCGCCGUGCGUGGCAGUGAUUGCUGCUUCGCCAUGGGUGACAUAUAUGGUGCAUUUCGAUCGGUACAGCACAAGACUACUUUGUGUGAGAUGUUUUACGAGGUUUAGAGAAAUAGAGUAGUAGUGCAUUGUCUGAUUUGUAAUAUCUCCUGAUCAUAUACUUUGUAAAUCGGGAAGUUACACAAAUCUAGUUUAGGGUAGAGGAGGAUGAUAAAUGUUGUGGUCGCACUGUAAAAUGAUGACGUGGAAGUCGGUAUUGGGCACUGUAGCUGCGUACUAAUUUCGUUUCUGUCAUACGUAUCUAAUUGAGUUUUAAUGUUUUAUCAAGGAACUACCUAUAUAUAUUGAUCAAAGGAGAAAGACCUGAAACCAGGUGUGCCAUAGUUGAGGUAGGCAGCAUAGACUUUUAAUUUGUAGACCGGCCCAUUAAGACCUUACUUGGAUAGACCCAUACCAACGGGGCGGCUAAAGGUGUUCUUUUUGGGAGUGAGUUUAUACUGAAAUUGCUUCAGUUGGGGCAUGCCAGACGAACAAAUUCGCCAUCUUUAUUGCCAUUUUCAAAGAAAUUCAUCGCGUAUGCAUUUUCAUAUAUACAUCGGUGCUCAUACAUUAAACCUAAUCUGAGUAGCAGAGCUUCCAAAAACGGAUGGAUUCACAGAAACUAGUAUUGGUAAAAAUGUAAAAAUACACGCCUCUACCACCUGCUAAUCUCAACUCAACGGAUGGAUUCACAGAAAUGGAGAUGGAUCAACGCCUCUACAAAGCUCGAUCAGACCUUGAGCUUGAAGCUGCAGCUGUUGGAGCGGAUGCGGAUCUGCCUGCCGGCGACGAGGUUGUCGACGACGAGGUUGCAGGUCGCCUUCCCGGUCAUCUUCCACAGCUUGAUGGCGCCGAACUUGAUGCGGAUCGGCACGCGCGCCCACACCGUGAGCGGCACGAACCCGGCCUGCUGCUGCCGCGCCAGCUGCAGCGCCACGGCGCUGUCCAGCCGCGUCUCGCCGGCGAGCAGGAUGACGGGGCGCACCGUGCUCCGGUGGCCCUGGUACAGCGCCGGGAACCC